Molecule: messenger RNA, 744 nt
Organism: Glossina fuscipes
Lineage: Eukaryota; Metazoa; Arthropoda; Insecta; Diptera; Glossinidae
Exons: 2
Coding region: 47-682 (211 amino acids)
Source: RefSeq, a predicted model, not a curated record
UAGUGUGACAUUUGCCGUUAAAAUUAUCAUCAGAAUUGUAAGCAAAAUGAAUUAUCUAACGUUAACCUUGCUUGGAAUGCUCCUCGUGCUCCAGUCAUGCUUUGCUAUACCUACGGCAGAUGCUGAAUCGCCUGCCGCUCACCAUGAGUUUAAUACAGACCACAAAUUAUACAAGUCUGUUAUUAAAACCCUUAUUGAAAUUGCAAUUCCCUUGAGCGGGCGAUAUAGCGACGUAUUAGAAAAAGUUGUAGAGGAUUUGAAAGCUCACGAAGAAGCGCCUAAAUAUGCGCAUCAAAUACAACAUUUGGAAAAUCUUAUUAAGGGCAUCAAACAUAUUAAAGCCGAUAGUGAUGAGGAAAUUUUGCAAAACAUCUUAGACCUUAAGGAUGAAAUGUCCGGUGCUCAGGAGCCAAGCAACGAAUCGUCGAAUCCUCAUCUGGUCCAUGACUUAUUUGAAAAAGAUGGCGGCAAGGAGUUGGCUGAGGAGAUCCAUAAGGAUUUCGUUGAAUUCUUUGAUGGUUUCGAUGACGCUGUCGAAAAAUAUGCUGAAGAUAUGAGUGAAAAGGAGAAACGCGAUCACAACGACUUUUUAAAAUGGUUCAAGGAGUUCAAGGAAGCGGAUUGCUUCGGGAAGCGAUUGGACAAGUUCUUCGAAUUUUUUAUGUUUUUCCAUUACAGAUAAUAAGAACAAACGAUAUUGUUUGCAUGUAACCAAAAUGUUACAGCGUUAUAUAUAAUAAAUAU